This is a messenger RNA of Daldinia childiae, 1257 nucleotides long. Its product is annotated as Sugar transporter STL1. The transcript has 5 exons. Gene Ontology annotation, biological process: transmembrane transport; carbohydrate transport. Gene Ontology annotation, molecular function: carbohydrate:proton symporter activity. Lineage: Eukaryota; Fungi; Ascomycota; Sordariomycetes; Xylariales; Hypoxylaceae. The record is from RefSeq and is a predicted model, not a curated record. The coding region runs from base 1 to 1257 and encodes 418 amino acids. Gene Ontology annotation, cellular component: membrane.
AUGAGUGUCGGUGCUAUUCUCCAGACGAGCUCUUUCAGCGUUCCGCACAUGAUAGUCGGUCGUAUCGUUACAGGUAUCGGCAACGGAAUCAACACCGCUACUGCCCCUGUUUGGCAAACAGAAACCUCCAAGGUGGACAACAGAGGAAUGCUUGUCAUGCUCGAGAUGGGCUUGAACAUCUUCGGGUUUUCCUUGAGUAAUUGGAUUAACUAUGGAAUGUCAUUCGUUGGAGGUUCCGUCGGAUGGCGGUUCCCCCUGUCCCUCCAGCUCGUUUUCUGCAUCGUUCUCUUCUCUACUGUCCCAUGGCUACCAGAGUCGCCCAGAUGGCUGUUUGCACAUGGUCAGGAGGACGAAGCGAUCAAGAUCUUGGCGGAUUUGGAAGAUAAACCGAUUGAUGAUCCCUACAUCGUCGCCGAGCGCGAAGAAAUCGUCUUUAGUAUCGAGUACGAGCGCCAAAACGCGAUUAACUGGGGUGAUCUGCUUCGAGGUCGUACUGAAUCCGGAACUAAAACAGUUCGCCGACUGAUCCUUGGCUCUGGUACUCAAGCUAUGCAACAAUUUGGUGGCAUUAAUGUCAAGCUAGACGAGAGCAUGGCCCGUCUUAUUGCUGCUUGUGCAUCGGUCGCUUACCUCUUCGCGUCUUUGGUGGCAGCGCCUCUUGUGGAAAGAGUUGGUCGCCGUAUCAUGAUGAUGGUUUCCACUGCAAUCCAACUGGUCUGCUUCUUGCUUGUUACCGUCCUACUCCACUUCGCAGAGAAGCCUGGCUACCUUCACCAGAUUGAAGUAUCUAAGGCUUCCGUCGUAUGGUUCUUCAUCUACUACAUGGGUUUUGGUUUAGGAAUGUUGGGUAUCCCGUGGCUGUACCCAACCGAAAUCAACUCUCUUCCUAUGCGAACCAAGGGAGCUGCUGUUGCUACCAUGACGAACUGGAUCACAAACUUCAUCGUCGUCGAAGUGACACCCAUCGGUAUCCAAAAGCUAGGCUGGAAGUUCUACAUCAUCUGGACAGUGACAAACGCGCUAUUCUUGCCCAUCAUAUGGCUCUUCUACCCCGAGACGGCCAACCGUACUCUAGAGGACUUAGAUGCUUACUACCGCGACAACCCACCCUUGGUCCUCCACAAAGACCGCGACUCUACCUCUGUCCGCCGACCCGAGAGGUUCGCCGAGGCGCAAGGCCGGGAUAUCGAAGAAGCUACCAAGCACCUGGAGAGGCACACCUCUGUUGUCCACGACGAAGGGGGUUUGAGCAGUUAA